AUGUACGGAUCGGAGACUUCGGCAGCACCGUCUACGGUGAUGGAGAGGCUUGAGUGCACGGAACGAAAGCUGCUUAGACGGCUGCUUGGCUACGUUUGGCCUAGGGUAUGCCAUAAUGAAGAGGUCUACGCGGAAAUCGAUAUGGUGGACCGGCGGAUGACAGGCGGAAGAUGUCAACAUCGUGCACCGCCAUCGAAAUUGGCUACGGAAAAUCGUCUUCGCUUCUUUGAUCAUCUAUUGAAGAAACCGGCAGAUCGCCUUGUUCACCGAGCCCCGAGAAGUCUGUCGGUUUCAAGCUGGAAGAAGCCACCUGGCCGAAAACGAAAGUUCUGGACUGAGGAGGUGGAAGAGGACCUGAGGACGCUCGGUGUGGAUAGGCAGUUCAGGCGAGACGGUAAAGUUUCGCAGGAUAUGGAAGAGCGAUGA
Necator americanus (New World hookworm) is the source of this 426-nucleotide messenger RNA. RefSeq lists its product as uncharacterized. The record is from RefSeq and is a predicted model, not a curated record. Lineage: Eukaryota; Metazoa; Nematoda; Chromadorea; Rhabditida; Ancylostomatidae. The transcript has a single exon. The coding region runs from base 1 to 426 and encodes 141 amino acids.